Molecule: messenger RNA, 1524 nt
Organism: Botrytis deweyae
Lineage: Eukaryota; Fungi; Ascomycota; Leotiomycetes; Helotiales; Sclerotiniaceae
Exons: 3
Coding region: 1-1524 (507 amino acids)
Source: RefSeq, a predicted model, not a curated record
AUGUCGGCUCCUACUUCCCCGCACUUUAGAAGCUCAGAUUCGCCAUCCCCCAAAUCUCCCCUUUCACCAAAUAUUUCUGCGCCAACAAAUUCGGACUAUUUUUCUUCUCGAAAGCUUAGAUCUAUCACAGAGCAUGUCCAAUAUGAUCAUCCGCCUAACCAACGGGUAAACUCGAUGUCGAGCAUAUCCUUCAGAGGGGGUUCGAGAGGUCCGCGGCCCUUGAAAGACGGGAAGGGUGGGAAAGGAAAGAAGACGCUGACUCGUCCUCGUCUGAGGGGCUCGAGUCCACCUCCUCCACCAAAGUUUAAAGGAAAAGUCUCAUUCGAUAGCAUUGGAUCGCUAUCAGAAGACACAGAGAGGAAUACAAGAAGUUACACUCAGAACUCUAAACAUGAAGGAUAUCAAUACAAACGAUCCUCGAGGACUUUCAUGGUCGGCAUAGACGAGAAUUCCUAUUCGGAUAUCGCUUUACAAUGGAUGCUAGAGGAGCUCGUCGACGAUGGAGACCAAAUUAUCUGCUUAAGGGUUGUUGACAAAGAUUCGAAGUUGAUCACUGACAGAGCCCUGGAGGUCAAGCAAUAUCAGCAGGAUGCGAGAGAACUACUAGAUGCGAUACAAAAGAAGAACGAUGACAAUAAAGCUGUCAGUAUUGUACUGGAGUAUGCCAUAGGCAAAGUUCAUACAACUUUUCAAAAGAUGAUCCAAAUUUACGAACCUGCAAUGCUCAUCGUUGGAACUCGGGGGCGAAGUCUUGGGGGGUUCCAAGGUUUGAUGGGAAACAGAAACUCGUUCUCAAAAUGGUGCUUGCAGUAUUCGCCCAUACCAGUCGUUGUCGUAAGACCCACGGAUAAAAGGUUAAAGAAGAAGCAAAAACGAGAUGCAGAUCCGGCACGUCAAAGUUACACUCGCAUUUUACAAGAGAGUGGGGUUAGCGGACAUGAAACGUCAAUCGUUGCAAGCAAUCUCGAGAGUGCAACUGGUCCCCUUAUUGAAGCGCACGCGGUAGCAGCUGCUCUUGGUUUACCAGCGGAAUUUGAUCCCACAUUGACACCAUUUACCCUUGAAGGCAGCCGACCUCUCAAAAAGAUAGAUUCCGGUAAGAGCGAAGCGACAAGCACCAGUGGGUUUGAUUCUCGACCUCAGAGUCCGGAGAUGAUUGUGAAGAGCCCUAGAUCUGCACAGCUUGAUAGUCCCAUCAUGAGCGGGGAUGAUUCUAGUGAGGGAGAAGGGGAUGAUGAUGAAGGAGAAUUCGAGGCAGUGCCUGGACACUUGUUACUUGGCAACGACGAUAUCCCUCAGCCAAACCCAGAAAUUGAGAAGAAGAAAAAGCUUCAUGAGAUGGAGCUCGAAGAGGCAAAAGCUCUAGGCCGAAAAUCUUCUACUGGCUCUACUGACAGCGUUGAUCCAGAUGGUAGAGGCGAGGGGAAUCGACUAGCCGGCCCGGGCGAAUCUUUAUACGGAAUAUCGAAUGGCGAAUAUCACUCUUACGAAAAUGCUCUGUUAUUGAUACCUUCCUUUAUUUAG